AUGAUGCGUCGUAACUCUGAUAUUGAGAUUCAGCUUCCUGAUGCAGGCCCGACCCCCCUAUCCCCCGACUCUGCGCCGGAAGCCGACGUGGAAAUGCUCUCCGACGACCCGAUUCCUCCGCUAACCCUCCCGGCACAUAUCGCCGCGCGAUUCUACCGUCGAAGCAGUAAGGUGCGGCGCUCAUCUACCGCUUCAUCGCGACGAAGCUCUAUAUCAUCUUUGCAUUCUCAUCACUCUGGUAUAUCCUCCACUGGCGCCCCAAGCGCGGACAACAUCGCUCAACACCUCCGGCGCACAUCUAUUCUCGAGACCCGCAAAGCUCGUCUCGCUGAUCGAGCCCUGCACGCCGACAAGGUUAGACUGCGGGCUGCCUUGGCGAAAGCCGCGACAAGAAACCUGCAGAUUGAAGAGCGAGCUCUAGCUGCCCAACAGGCCCGAGAGCGUCUGCUGGCGGAUAUCACGGCUAAGUGCGAGGAUCAGGUCAAACGGGCCAAGAAAAGGGCCGAGGACCAACGGGAGAAGAAAGCUGCCGAAUACGCACGUCACAGGUUGGAGAUGGCAGAGAAGUUUGCAGAAGCUGAAAAGCGGCGAGCACUCUACCAGCAAACGCAUCGGCGCCAACGCACCAGCAGCCUGCCAGCUGCCGAGGAAAAGAAAAUGGCCCGAGCAGUCACUCAGUCGCUCACUCGGGAUGCCGCUGCUCGAAAAAUUCAACGAGUGUGGAGAACUCACCAUGCAAAGCAGGUCAUGCAGGAAUUCCGGACUCUGAACCUGUCAGUGGAUCGAAUUCGUGAAAUGGACUUCGAUGACGUGGGUCGUUUCGUCUCAAACCGCGAGGUGCUUGAGACUAUGACCAAAGUGCUCAAACUUUGCGGUCUGAAUGAUAUGGAAGGUGGAGCCAUGGGGGAACGAGGCGCGGUGCGCACAUUCCUCAGCAGCUAUCUGAUCGUCACACACCCUGCUGAGGUCCUGAGCGGGGAUGGCGAGCAGGAGCAAGAUCUCAUUGCGAAGGCGCGUGAGCUGCUCGUGGCUUUUGAUCAGGUAGCUGGGUUGCUGUCCUCUGGCUGCUGCUCACCUACCGUGAUUACUGCGGACCUCCAAAUCUUGUGCGAAUCCCACAACGUAUUCUUCUCGGCAUUCCACGCAUGGAAGUCGCAUGACUCUACUGUACUCAUUGAGAUUAUGCUUGCCCAAUUUGUCGAACUGGAAAUGAUUUGGCAAACGGUCAAAGGCGAUACAGCUGGUGGUGUCGCUGAAGACUACCGAGAAGGCAUUCGCCAAAAUCAGAUCAUGCUUCUGGCCCGUCUCAAGCGUCUUGCAGGCUCAGACCGCGCCAUGCAAAUGGUCCGGGAUUCGCUGAAAAAGGCCAAACGGGAACGGAAACGUUCUGCCUCAAAGCAUGCCAUUCCUCGAUCGGCUGAAGUAGCACCAUCAUCCGGAGAUGUCUUGACUGACAGUGUGACAUCCCCUAUCAGCGAGUCUUUCAACCACGUUGAAGCCGCAGUUCUCCAAGAGCUGGAGAAGCAGCGGUCCUCUCCACAUGAACAAUUCACCAAGAUUCUCACAGCGCUCCCUGAGAACCGAGUCUUGGUUCAUGAACUUCUCCUUAACAAGGAAUUCAAGAUUGAAGAGUCUUCAUAUGCUGACCCUCGAAGACGAAUCAUGGAGCACAUGUGUGAGCAGAUGAGACGAGAUGUUCAGGCUGGACAAGGAACCGCUUGGACAGUCUCCAUGGCUACUGUGAUUCAAGACCGUCUUUUACGUUCACUUCGACCUGGAAAUUCACUAUAUGUGCUAAUUAGCGAAGUUCUGGAUCCAAAGCUCGUUGAGAGCCAGUGCAAAGCUGGAUCUUUCUCCUAUGAGAACUUUUUUGACUUUAUGAACAACAUUCUGCCUCGUCUUUGCGCACCAUAUCGCGACCCUGUGGUGAAGGCUUUUGCCGAGGACACAUCUGGAGAUGCCAUUGACCGAUUAGCAAGACUUAUGAGCAUCAUUGAUCUGCUCUCCCUAGACCACACCAAUUUCAUGAUUCAGGUAGCUGCCCCCCAGUUGAUCCAAGAUGCCCCGGGCUAUGAGCAACGUACAUUUGAAAGGGGCGUCACCGAGGGCUCGAUUACAUUGGGAAAAGUCCGACGAUUCUGGCGAACACAUCGAAAGAUCAUCGUUGAUGAAAUGAAGAAGCGAGACCCGGAGAACAUCCAUGGCGAGCCUCGUCCACCAGCCAGCCGAGUCUACGCCCACGGCCUCGCAGAUCUGGUCUUCAGCAACGCUACUGUGUCGGAAGACUUGAUUCCCGAGACCCUGGCGCUGGAUCAUCAACGACUGGAGCGUCUACAUGCCAAGGUCUUCCAAAUCGUCGCUACAGCAUCCAUCUUGUUAACUGCCAAGAAUCUCCUGAAGCGUGAUGCACGGUCUCAAUGGAAGCCAGAGGCUGAUCGUAUUCUCUCUUUGGACUUCAAUGAGAUCCGCGCAGACCGCGUACAGUCUAUCCUUGAAGCCACUCACCCCAUGCCCCCCGCUGCUAGUGCUCAGCUUGCUGCAACUAUUAGACGAGUGCUGGCGCCCGUCGCGACCGCAAGUACCGCAGCUGCACCGCGGGCUGGUGUCCAUGUUCAACACGAGUCCUCCUCUGCUCCUCCUACGGAGUCCUCUGGCAGUGUAACUCCUGCGCCCAGCUUCUCGGACCCCGUGGCUCGGUUGAUCCUGUCCCGACUUCGGAGCCAUGUUCUCUCGAGACUGAGCGCUUCUAGUGCUUCGGAACGAGUCCGGGCCACGACUACGGCUAGUCAGAGUCUGGCUGGAGCAGGCAUGCCGGAGUUUGUGGGUGAAGUUGGUCAGCUGGUGGAGGAGCUUGAGAAAGUGCGAGAGGUGGAUUGGCUCUGUCAUGGAUCGGUUUAUGAUCGUCUAUAUGAAGAAGGGGACUCGCAGUAA
Molecule: messenger RNA, 2931 nt
Organism: Penicillium verhagenii
Lineage: Eukaryota; Fungi; Ascomycota; Eurotiomycetes; Eurotiales; Aspergillaceae
Product: IQ calmodulin-binding motif domain protein
Exons: 1
Coding region: 1-2931 (976 amino acids)
Molecular function (GO): protein binding
Source: RefSeq, a predicted model, not a curated record